CACAGUAGAUCGAGCGGUUAGCUUGUAGAACGACGUUGUUAGAUUAUUCCAUGUGAUGGAUUCCAUUCGCGAUCUUCUUUCAAACGGUGAUUGUGAAAAGAUCAUCGAGCGUUUCGUGGCUGCGUCGGGGGACGACACAGCUGCCAUUAAGAUUAUCAGCUACGAUGCCGAAAUUAUACCGGGCCAUCCGGGCUACAUUGGAGAUUACUCCUAUCUUCGAAUCACCUAUCAAAGAACUAAACAGGAUCGAAUCGAAAUGGCGCGAUUUUUCGUCAAAUCAACUCCACGAUACGAUGCCGAAUUGAGGAAAAUGGUUGAAGCCUGUGGAAUCUUCAGGAAAGAAGCAGUCUUCUAUGACAAACUACACGCCCACUACCAGCGAGAUCCGGUCAAGGUGAACAAAUGGGCCCCAGAUUGCUAUCUGGCGCGGAAUGAGUUGAUUGUUCUCGAAGAUCUGUCGCAGACCCGCUACCGAACGAUGCCAUUUCAAAAACUGUUCCGCGAGCAACAUAUGCAACUCGUAUUCGACCGAUUGGCCCAGAUGCACGCUUGUGCGAUCGAGUUUGAAGUGAACCAGCUCAACGGUCGAUCGAUUGAUGCCGUCUAUGGGGAAGAGAUUUUGUUUGAAACAACGUUCACGCCUACGAGCGGCUGGUUCGUUGCCGGAAUGAAGGGCAUACUUACGGUGGCUCUAGAAAGAAGUCAUUAUUCCAAGGAUCCAACCAAGAGAGCCAUCAUAGAAGAGCAGAUGAUGUCGCGGAUGGAGCACAUUUACGCCCUUUCCAAGCCAACCGACCAGUUCCGCUGUACCGUCGUGCAUCGGGAUCUGUGGUUUAACAAUUUUAUGUUUCAACCCGCCCCGAAAGAUACUGAUUGUGAUAACCCGCUCGAUUGUCUGCUGAUCGACUUCCAGCUGGCCCGCUAUUUGCCUCCAGCGGUAGAUUUCCAGUGUGCCUUGUACCUGCUGACGGAUCGCGCACAACGUGAGCAGCAACGUGAGCGGUUCAUCGAGUUUUACUACAAUUCUUUCCAGCAGAAGCUAGCCCUGCUGGGUCUGGAUGCUGCACUGCUGUUGCCCAGGGCACAAUUUGAGGAAACUCUUGCGCAUUACCGGCUGGUGGGACUCGUUUGGGCGGGCGUGCUUCACGGAUUUGUCAAUUUUCCACAAGGAAUGAUGGACGAUCUGCAUCAGAGCGAUUCGGAUACGUACACGCGUAUGUCCAUGGUAAACAGGGAUGAUUUCAUCCUGAAGUACUACGAUUGCGAUCGGUUCUAUCGUGACCGAAUGGACGAUGUAGUCAACGAAACUAUCGAAUAUUUAUUUAAUUUCCACCAUUAAGCCUUUCGUAUAUUCAGUAUGUAAAUGCAUACGAAAAUACAGAUAUUCUAGAGUGCUGCAAUGAGGUCACGUAUGAUACCCGUAAUGCGAUCACGGUAUGCUGCAUUAUCACGCAGCACCUCCAAGCACAUGGCGAUCUUGGCUUU
This is a messenger RNA of Anopheles darlingi, 1485 nucleotides long. RefSeq lists its product as uncharacterized. The coding region runs from base 56 to 1339 and encodes 427 amino acids. The transcript has 3 exons. Lineage: Eukaryota; Metazoa; Arthropoda; Insecta; Diptera; Culicidae. The record is from RefSeq and is a predicted model, not a curated record.